Marmota monax (woodchuck) is the source of this 1637-nucleotide messenger RNA. RefSeq names its product small integral membrane protein 9 (gene Smim9). The record is from RefSeq and is a predicted model, not a curated record. Bases 1220 to 1519 code for a protein of 99 amino acids. NCBI's taxonomy places the organism in Eukaryota, Metazoa, Chordata, Mammalia, Rodentia, Sciuridae. The transcript is spliced from 5 exons.
UGGUAGGCAGCCUCUAAAAUGGUCCCAAUGAUUUCUGAUUUCUGGUAUUCAUAUUGUGCUAUUUCCUCCCUACUACUGUCAGCUGGACCUGGUAACUCACUUCUAACAAAUAGAAAAACUGAUGGAAUGCUCUUUCUGAGACUAGGUUACAAAAGACUGUGACUUCCUUUUUGCUCAGCUUCUUGUAAUCUCUCACAUGGAGUCCUCAAUCUCGGGGAAACCAGUGUCAUAUUGUCACCGAUACUAUGGAAAUGCCCACAUGGCAAGAAAAUGAUGUCUUCAGCCAAAAGCUAGUGAGGAUAUGAGGUCUCAUUACAGACUCAUGAGUGAGCUUGGAAAGAUAUUCCCCCAAAUUGAACACUGACACAAUUUGAUUGCAGCCUUUUGGGAUAUUCCUGAUCCAACUAAACUGUGAGACAGUGCUUGCUGUUUUAAGAUAUUAAGCUUUGUUCAACUAUGCCUUUCUGCCAUGAUGCUCUGUCCCACCCACCUCAGGUGUAAAGCAGUGGAGUCAACUGACCAUGGACUGAGACCUCUGAAACUGUGAGCACAAAAUAAGCUUUUCCUACUCUAGGUUGUUCUUAUCAGGUAUUUUGGACAGUGAUGAACAGUUAUGGUUAGAAUAUAUUUUUCUAUACCAAGAUUAUAAAAAUAUCCAUUCCCUAUUUUAUCCAUGUAAUCCUGACUCCAUAUAGAAUUGUUUUGCAGCACUGGGGAUCAAGCCCAGGACCUCAUUCAUACUUUGCAAGUACCAUACACCCCCAGCCCCAUAUGAUACAAAAGGCCAUAUUUAUCAUGUAUCAUGUAUUAAAGUCCCACAUAUACACUAUUUUAAGAUGUAGCAAAUACCAUGUGGCAAACAAAAUGUCUUAGAAUUCUUCAAGCCUAAGAAAGUAUAACUACAGUAAGAAUGGUUUUCAGUAUCAACCCAGAUAUGCAGGGAUAGAAAAAAGAUGUCUGGGUGCUUAGCUGUUGAAUAGAGGCUGGGGGAGGGUCAAAUACAGUUGAUGAUAUAAUAAAGAGUGGUAGGAUUCUGUCUGGAACUCCAUAGGCCUAAAGGAAAGACUCUGGCAACCUUCUUAAGACUGCUGUACUCUUGAGUGCUGAGGUCCAAUUCUAUGGCUUCUCUGGAUACCUUGGUGUUCAGUUAACUUUCAGACAAAGCUGCUGUGUAAAGAACUAAGGACAAAGAAAUUUCCCUUUGGCAGAGUAAGAGUCCAUGGAGCCCCAGAAGCUGCUGAGCAUUGUAUUUCUGUUGUGUUCACUGACUUGCUCCUUGUUGGUGACAGUAGCUUCCCCUCCUUCGCCAUUAUAUGAUUUUGGAAUUCAAGAAAACGCAGGACUGAAACCACGCUCAAGGGGAGACCAGAGGUCUUGGCUGAGCGACUUCUGGGAUUACCUGUGGGACCUCAUCAUGAGCUCCAUACCUCCAGCAGCCAUUUUUGCUUUUCUUAUCACCAUAUCACUAAUGGGGACCCUCUGUUGCCUAACUAUUCUUAUAGGUGAACCAGUCCACUGAAGAACUAGAAGACUGAUUAGGGCAAUUGUGGUGUUUGGUUUUCCAGAUUUCAAGACAAUGGAAAAUGUAUUGUUUGCUUAAAAUGAUGUUAAAUUAUUAAAUUAUAUUCUGUCUUAAA